This is a messenger RNA of Fukomys damarensis (Damara mole-rat), 2226 nucleotides long. It is a transcript of the gene Cfap206, whose product is annotated as cilia and flagella associated protein 206. Gene Ontology annotation, cellular component: axoneme; ciliary basal body. NCBI's taxonomy places the organism in Eukaryota, Metazoa, Chordata, Mammalia, Rodentia, Bathyergidae. Bases 248 to 2116 code for a protein of 622 amino acids. The record is from RefSeq and is a predicted model, not a curated record. The transcript has 13 exons. Gene Ontology annotation, biological process: regulation of cilium beat frequency; regulation of flagellated sperm motility; sperm axoneme assembly.
UCCUAUCUCCAUGGUAACGCCACACCCGCACCGCCAGGCGAGGACGCCUGAGUGGGAUCCGGUAGCCAAGGCUUCCGCUUUCUACUCUAGCCAUGGUCGGCCCUCUGCGGGUUCUGCACCCUUGAACUGCAAGGGCACUCCUAGGGGAGAGGAGCGCGCUGCUGUAGGGAGAGCAGCUGAAGUACCCAGCCGCCCCUGAGCUUAAACAGCUGUCACUUCCGGCCUGGCGCCGGGGUCCGCAGCCAGAAUGCCUCCCACUCAAGCAGAAAGUGUCGUAAAGAACAUCAUACGAGAAAUAGGACAAGAGUGUGCAGCCCAUGGGGAGGUUGUUUCUGAAACUCUGGUUGCUUUUAUGGUGAAAGCUGUUGUUCUGGAUCCAAGUAAUGGAUUUAACAUAGAUAGAACCCUCAUGAAAACUGAUGUGCAGAAACUCGUUAAGCUUUGUGUGACUCGGCUACUAGAUAGUAAAAAUCCAUCCCUGGACACAAUUAAGAUGCAAGUCUACUUUGAUAUGAAUUAUACAAGUCGAGAGGACUUUCUUGAAGAACAUCACCGCGUCCUAGAGUCCCGAUUAAGCUCUGUUAGCAGAGAAAUUACAGAUAACCGAGCAAGUGCUAGAGAAGAAUUGGAAAGCCUCUACCGAAAGAUCGUCAGCUACGUGUUACUACGCUCUGGGCUUGGAUCCCCUACAGACAUCAAGAUUGUCAGAGAGGCAACAGCUGCCUUACAGAGUGUUUUUCCUCAGGCUGAGCUCGGGACAUUUCUAACUCUUUCUAAGAAGGACAAAGAAUGCCAGCUGAAAGAACUCACCAUGAUUGUUACUGGGAUUCGCUUAUUUAACAGAGAUUGUGGGAAAGGAGGAGAAGGCAUUGAUGAUUUACCAGCUAUUCUCCAUGAAGCAAUCCCAGCCACCACUCAGUAUAUUGACUCCCAACUUCAGAAUGCCCAGGACCAGUUGUAUCAUUACACAGCCAUCCUUGAGAAAGUAACAAAGAACCCACUCAUGGGUAAAGAACUUCAGCAGUAUAUGAUAAAAGAAGCACUAUAUAAUAUGCGACAAUAUGAGAUCUUCCUUCAGAUCAUCUUGUCAGAUGUAAUUACUUGUGCUCAAGAAGUGGAAAUGAUGAUGAAGCAGUUAACGGCCCAACUGGAACAAUUGAAAAUGACCAUAAGAGCGAAGACAGCUGUCCCGACAUCCCAAGUCUUUCCCAUUUUCAUUGCACUGGCCAAUCUGUGGAUCAGCUUUCAGGAUGAAACUGUUUUGAUUAGCAUCCUCAGUAAUUUGACCACUCAUCUUGAGCCAUUCCUAGGUGCUCAAGAAGUUCUCUUUCCUGACAAAGUAAAGCAAGUUCUUCUUGAGGAUGUGACUGUGAAAACGGAUGCAAACAGAAUAAAAGAACACAUGGAAUAUAGGGUCCAUUUGUCAGAUUUCAAAAAACUUGAAUGGCUUUUCCCGGAAACAACAGCAAAUUUUGAUAAAUUGUUAAUUCAAUAUCGGGGAUUUUGUGGUUACACAUUUGCUACAACAGAUGGACUUCUCCUUCCAGGAAACCCAACAAUUGGAAUUUUGAAAUACAAAGAAAAAUAUUACACUUUCAAUACCAGAGAUGCUGCAUAUUCAUUUGCAGAAAAUCCUGAAAAAUAUAUUGAUUUAAUUAAAGAAAAGGCCAAAAAAAAUGCAGAGUUAAUUCAGCUUCUGGAGCUUCAUCAACAGUUUGAAACACUGAUUCCAUAUUCUCAGAUGAGAGACGUUGACAAACAUUAUGUAAAACCAAUUACAAAGUGUGAAAGUAGCACACAAACAGAUACACACAUAUUGCCACCAACAGUUGUGAGAUCAUAUGAGUGGAAUGAGUGGGAACUAAGAAGAAAAGCUAUAAAACUGGCCAAUUUACGUCAGAAAAUUACUCAUUCAGUACAGACUGAUCUCAGUCAUAUGAGAAGAGAAAAUUGUUCACAGGUGUACCCCUCCAAAAAUGCUGGCAGCCAGACCAUGAGGGAAGAUGGCACACAAGUGCCCAGGCCCCAGAUUUACAUCUCUGGCCUUCGUGGUGGACAAAGCAAAGUAACCCAUGGGGUCAAGGUGAACUUAACUAGAGCUGUUGAUGAAACCUAAAGAUGAUAUCUUCAAAGACGUUCCUUGGUUUAGAUCCAUGAAAAUUAAGUUUUUGGGGGUGGCACAUUCGCUGAUUGUGUGAAUGUUUGUUGGAUUCUCAUAUACUGUCA